Messenger RNA from Musca domestica (house fly), 1768 nucleotides. RefSeq names its product probable cytochrome P450 4s3. Gene Ontology annotation, molecular function: oxidoreductase activity, acting on paired donors, with incorporation or reduction of molecular oxygen; monooxygenase activity; iron ion binding. The record is from RefSeq and is a predicted model, not a curated record. Bases 217 to 1707 code for a protein of 496 amino acids. NCBI's taxonomy places the organism in Eukaryota, Metazoa, Arthropoda, Insecta, Diptera, Muscidae. The transcript is spliced from 4 exons.
AUACCGGUUAGUACAGGUAGCGGUGUUCGAUGUAAACAUCCGCUCGACUGCUGUGAUGAAAUAAAUGGUUUCAGUGUCAAUUUUAUAACCAUAACAGAAACGCGGUGUAAACGGAAACCGGUUGCCUAAUGAUUAUUUUAUAAUAGAUAUAAAAUCCCAGUUGUAAAAGUUAUUACCACCAAAAAAACAAAUAGGAAAGUGUUAAAAACAUAAAAGAUGGAUUUACUAACAAUCAACAGUUUAUCGUUGAUGGGCCUUGCCGUAUUGGCCCUAUUUCUGCGCUACCUAACAACAAUUUUAGAAUUUAUCCGUUUGAUAAAAUGGUCAUCAACCGUACCAGGACCCUCAAUUGGUGAACUAAUGGAAAAUGCGAAAAAAGGACAAAUUCUCAAUUGGUUCACAGAGUUGCGUGAAAAAUACGGUCCAACAUUUCGCAUUUGGAUGGGCCGAGAUUUACUGGUGUUCUUCAGUGAUCCGGAGGAUGUGAAACAAUUGUUGAGCAACAACAGUCUGUUGCAUAAGUCGCGAAAUUACAGUAGUCUGGAGCCUUGGUUGGGAAAAGGCCUGCUGACGAGUAGUGGUGAAGCUUGGCACCGACGCAGGAAAUUGUUGACUCCCGCUUUUCAUUUUCGCAUUCUAAGUGAAUUCAAAGAACCCAUGGAGGAGAAUUGUAAAAUUCUGGCAAGUCGUCUGCGAGAAAAAUGCAAUGGCGAGGAGUUUGAUAUUUAUCCGUACAUCACAUUGUUCGCCUUGGAUGUCAUCUGUGAGACGGCAAUGGGUAUUAAGAAAAACGCUCAAAUGCAAUCACAGUCGGAGUAUGUGAGAGCGGUACAGAGAAUCUGCCACAUCUUGCACACAAAGGCCUUCUCGUUUUGGCAACGCACGAAUCCCUUCUUCAAAUACACCGAACCGGGACGUGAACGUGAUGCCUGCCUUAGGAUACUACACGACGAGACGAAUCGUGUCAUCAAGCUACGACGUAAAAUGCUCGAAGAUGCCAAGAUACAAAAAAUGGCCGACACGGAAAAUCUUCUCGACAAUAUUGGAAAGAAAAAACGUUUUGCCUUCCUCGAUAUGUUGUUGAUAUCCCAAAUGGAGGGGGUGGAUCUGACAGAUCGUGAAAUACGCGAAGAGGUUGAUACAUUUAUGUUUGAGGGCCACGAUACGACAAGUUCGGCAAUUGGUUUUGCCAUCUAUCUGCUGUCACAACAUUCCGAGGUGCAGCAAGAGGCCUUUGAGGAAUGUAUGAUUUUGGAGGGCAAUGAAAAGGAAAAUAUGCCAUAUUUGGAAGCGGUAAUCAAGGAGACGCUGCGUCUAUAUCCCUCGGUGCCGACCUAUGCUCGUUAUAUCACCGAAGAUCUGCAAGUUGGUAAAUUAACCUUGCCCAAGGGUUCGAAUAUCAGUAUUAUGACUUAUUUGACACAACGCGAUGAGAGAUAUUUUCCCGAACCGGAGAAGUUCGAUCCCCAAAGAUUUUUGCAAAAGGACAAGGAACAACAUCCCUUUAGUUUUGUGGCAUUUAGUGCGGGGCCACGUAAUUGUAUUGGUCAAAAGUUCGCCAUGUUGGAGCUGAAAUGCUCCCUGUCAUAUCUCCUGCGUAAUUUCGAAUUUUUACCAGUCAAAGACUUCAAACCCAAUGCCUUGCCCGAAUUAGUUACGAAAAGUGGAAAUGGUAUCAAAAUUCGCAUAAAAUCGCGUGGCAAUUGAUUUUUUAGCUUUUAAUUAGCCGUAGUUUUAAAUUUUAUUAAAAAAAUAAUAAUUAAGUAAA